Molecule: messenger RNA, 452 nt
Organism: Colletotrichum phormii
Lineage: Eukaryota; Fungi; Ascomycota; Sordariomycetes; Glomerellales; Glomerellaceae
Exons: 1
Coding region: 138-383 (81 amino acids)
Source: RefSeq, a predicted model, not a curated record
CCAUUCUUCUGGCUGACGUUCAGCGCGCCAAACAAACGUCCAUCUCGGGUCCGGCCAAUGGCUUCCCUGUGCAACGGCAACGGUAGCGUCCAAUCCAGAGCCACCAUGUCGUCGGGUAUCAGCGUUGGUCCCACUGGAUGGAUCCCCCUGAGCAUCUAUUCGUCGUCUGUCGUCUCGUCGUGCUCUUCUACCACGUCUUUGACAGUGCUGUCGCAGCAUCUUUCGAAAGGCGGUCCGUUGGUCUGCAUAUUUCCAGAUGCCCGGGUGUGAGACAAGCUGCGCGGCGCGGUGCUGGGCACACUGACUGGACGCUGCCCUCUGCUUUCGCUGCGCGGUGUGCCAACUCGGACUGGGCCGAACUGAACUGGACUGAACCGGACUGAAUUGGACUUGGACAGGGCCUGUCGGACUUGACAGGCUCAAACUUGUCUGGUCCGUGUUGCUUGCCCCCC